Messenger RNA from Camponotus floridanus (Florida carpenter ant), 475 nucleotides. Its product is annotated as acid-sensing ion channel 1B-like. Lineage: Eukaryota; Metazoa; Arthropoda; Insecta; Hymenoptera; Formicidae. The record is from RefSeq and is a predicted model, not a curated record. Gene Ontology annotation, biological process: sodium ion transport. The transcript has 3 exons. Gene Ontology annotation, molecular function: sodium channel activity. Bases 73 to 474 code for a protein of 133 amino acids. Gene Ontology annotation, cellular component: membrane.
GCUUUACAUUGUUCCGAUUGCUAUCCUUCUUGCGAUGAUACUGGUUAUGUUGUAUUGAGUUCAAAGAGUUAUAUGUCAGCCGGUGAAUAUAAAACUGAUUUACUAUCGAAUUUCAAUGUCACGAAACAGGGUAUACUGCAUGUUUUCUUCACGAAAUAUGGUUCUAUCAGAUUGAAACAAGACUUGCUGUAUUACUGGUAUGACCUCCUAAGCGAUAUUGGCGGUAUAUGUGGUGUCUUCAUCGGCUUCAGUCUCAUCAGCGUCGUGGAGGUACUAUAUUUCCUCGUUCUCAUAUUUCUCGAUUUAUUCUGCGGAAAAUCAGCCUUGCAGGAAGACGACAAUCAGGAAAAAGAGACUAAAUCAAUUCAUAGUCCGACUAUACAAACAAUUUAUUGGAAUGAGUUAUUACCACGAUCUUGGCAAUCGGCGAACUUUUCUAACAAUGGUCAGUUUUUUAAUAACAGGCCUAGAUAAU